This is a messenger RNA of Bactrocera tryoni, 593 nucleotides long. RefSeq lists its product as uncharacterized. The record is from RefSeq and is a predicted model, not a curated record. The coding region runs from base 21 to 593 and encodes 190 amino acids. Lineage: Eukaryota; Metazoa; Arthropoda; Insecta; Diptera; Tephritidae. The transcript has 2 exons.
UUUGGUAUGCAGAACAGACAAUGGCAGAAGAAAAAAAGUGGACACACGAGCGGAAGAAAUUAUUAAUAACAACAAGGCUUCGCCAUGAAGCAGAAUUUUCCGGCAAAAAAAGAAAGAGAAAUACAAUUUGGGAAUCGAUUUUAAGGGAAAUGAGGGACGUUGAGAGCUCGUUUCCAUUUUCAAGAGAUGAAAUAACGAGGUGUUUUCUCAACAUAAUGGGGACUUAUAAGCGUAUAAAGAAAAGAAACAGUACUUCUGGCGAAGCAGCAUCAAAUUGGGAAUAUUUUAGUGAAAUCGAUGAAGUGUUUGGGAGUCUUUCUAGUAUUGAAGUGCCAUUAGAAAUGACCGAGUAUUCUAUAAUUUCAUUGGAAAGUCCUUCCACCGCAGCAACAAUUGACGGAAUGGAUGUAACACCUACAACAUCAGUUAAAAGAAAGAGAAAAGACGUAAUCGAAUUCUUAGAGAAAGAAUCCGAAAAGGAAAACGAAGCUAUAAAUAAGCUUAUAAAAAUAGAAAGUGAAAGACUUGAAGUUGAAAAAGAAAAACUUAAAGAAUUAAAGCAACUACGGGCUUUAUUUGAAAACCCAGGAUAG